AUGACGGACGGCCACAGUGCCCCUCCAGCUGAUACACCGGCACUGGCACCAGCAGCAGACAGCACUGCUGCGCCGGUCCCGGCAGAUGUACGCUCGCACGUCCAUCAUCAGACGGCGCCAACCCAUGACAAGGAGCAGGUCUCCUCUUUUGGCCGCAUUACCCCUCGACCGACAUUCUUGGGUAAUCUAGCUACCUCGCGUGACACGCAAUUCCAGCUAGAUCGACGGAAUUCGAGUGAGUUGGAGCGAUACUUUCAUGGCCCCCGGAACAUGGAAAAACAUUCCAAGUGGCCCAUCAUGAUGCGAAUGCACGGCAGCAUCAUGCCAAAAAUGAUCAUCCCACUUCUGACGGUCACUAUUUGGUCGACCGCUAUUACUGUCUUUUCCAAAACCGUUCAUGACAUUGGUAUCAACAACAUCCUGCUCACCGUGCUGGGUUUCGUGGUGGGUUUGUCUUUGUCAUUCCGCAGCUCAACUGCAUAUGAGAGAUGGGCAGAUGGGCGUAAAUAUUGGUCCCAGCUCAUUCAAACGUCUCGCAACCUCUCGCGUACAAUUUGGAUCAAUACUGGCGAGAGAGAAGGGGAAGAAGGGAAAGAAGACCUUUUAAGAAAACUCUCCGCGUUGAACCUCAUUUUGGGCUUUGCUGUCUCCCUUAAACACAAACUCCGCUUCGAGCCCGAUAUCGCAUACGAUGAUCUGGCUGGCCUGGCGGGACACCUCGACACUUUUGCCCGUGAUGCUCACGACCGCAUGGUUGUCAACCCUCCGCCUAAAACUAUUUGGAAGUCCGCAGGAGAGUACCUGGGUGUGUCCUUCGCCGAGUCAAACCCUCGGAAGUAUGUCAAGCGCUCCAAGAAGCCUCUUGGACAUUUGCCCCUGGAGAUUCUUAACCAUCUGUCCGCCUAUAUCGAUUCAUGCGUAGCCAACGGCACUAUAACUUCAACUCUGCAUCAGGGACAAGCCAUCACCAUGAUGGCCACCUUGAAUGAGGUUUUGACUGGCACAGAACGUGUCCUGGACACCCCCUUGCCUACCGCAUACAGCAUUGCCAUUGCUCAGAUUUCGUGGAUCUACAUCCUGGUCCUUCCAUUCCAGCUUUACAAUGCCUUGGAAUGGAUCACCAUCCCCGCAUCCAUCGUGGCUGCCUAUAUCAUCCUCGGCUUGGCUACAAUCGGCAGUGAAAUCGAGAACCCUUUCGGCCACGAUGUCAAUGAUCUUCCACUGGACACCUACUGCCGGCAGAUCGCCGUCGAAAUCGACAUCAUGACUGCCACUCCCCGGCCCACUGUCAAUGACUUCAUGUCACGCGCUGACAACCUCGUUCUAUUCCCUCUUAGUCAGUUGGGAUACCCUGAAUGGAAAGAGCGAAGCGUCGAGGAAAUUCGUGAGGCACUACGAACCAAGGUGGUUGCCAAUCCAUCAUCUUCAGCGUCAGAUACAUCUACAAUCGUGGAAAAUCUUCCCCCCAAGACCACCGCGUCAUCAGUCUGA
Molecule: messenger RNA, 1491 nt
Organism: Penicillium digitatum Pd1
Lineage: Eukaryota; Fungi; Ascomycota; Eurotiomycetes; Eurotiales; Aspergillaceae
Product: bestrophin family protein
Molecular function (GO): chloride channel activity
Source: RefSeq, a predicted model, not a curated record